AGUGGGGCCCAGGGCUGCUUAAUGAUUAAAAGGAGAUUAUGUGGAGGGUCAGGUGUUGGCUGCUGGUCUCAUUCAGAUGCUCCUGUAGCCGCCGUUGUGAUAUCUUUGUCACUACGACCACUCGACUCUCUAAGGAACAAAGUCAGAGGACAUCAUGGAGAAAUUAGGCAAACCUGACGAUGAUGUCCGGCGUUGCAGGUGAAAGCAGAGAACUGAAAACCUUCUUCAGCGCGACUAUAAUGCAACGUCUACGCGAUAUCAAUUACGACUGCCAGAGUAAGCUGCUUAUGAAAGGACCUGCAGAGAACUUACAAUCAAACCCCGUCCCCUAUGGUCCCCUGCCCCCUCUGGAGGAUAAACUGUUCAUUUUCCGUGAUCUACUUUCAUCCCACUCUUAACCUCACCUUCACCUUAAAGGAAAACUAAAAUAAGAGGCGAACCAUGGCAGUUUUAAAGGUAAAGUUCACUAAGACCAGGAGGGACAAGCUGGCCCAGAUCCUCUGGAUCCUCAACUGGAUCUCUGUGGUUACAGGGGUCAUCCUGUUCAGCCUGGGACUCUUCCUCAAGGUGGAGCUCAAAAAGCGUGAAGAGCUGAUGGCAGAGAAGGACAUUCAGUAUGUUCCCAACAUGCUAAUAGCCGUGGGUCUCAUCGCAUGUAUUAUCAACUUCCUGGGUGGGAAGAUCUGCUAUGACUGUGUGGACACCACCAAUUUUUUGCGCUGGAAACUGAUCAUGCUGCCCUACAUUGUGUGCACCUUCUUUUUCACCCUGUGCGUGCUUGUGGGGGCGCUGAUGUGUUACAGCAUGCACUGGGAGCUGGAAGAGGCUCUGAACCUGGGCCUCACGCAGGCCAUGAGGUUCUAUAAGGACACAGACAUGCCAGGACGCUGCUUCCUGAAACACACUGUGGACAUGCUGCAGAUACAGUUCCAGUGUUGUGGGAACAGUGGCUACAAAGACUGGUUUCAAAUCCAGUGGAUAAGCAACCGUUACUUGGACAUGUCCAAAAAGGAAGUAGUAGAUCGACUUAGGAGUAAUGUGGAGGGAAAGUUCCUGAUGGAUGGGGUCCCGUUCAGCUGCUGCAACAUCAACUCACCUCGGCCCUGCAUCCAGCAGCAGAUUACCAACAACUCAGCCCACUUUAACUACGAGCACCAGACCGAGGACCAGAACCUGUGGAUGAAAGGCUGCCGAGAGGCACUGCUGGAGUACUACACCCACCUUUUGCAGUCCAUCGGCCUUACAGUCCUUAUUACAUGGCUCUUUGAGCUGUCAGUGUUGACAGGCGUCCGUUACCUCCAGACCUCCCUGGAGAACAUGCUGAGGCAGGGAGACCCUAACUCUGAAUCUGACGGCUGGCUGCUGGAAAACAGCCUCAUGGAAACAGCCCGUACGAACCUGAGCAUCAUAAAGAGCCUCGGCAAGGGCAAUCAGAUAGACACAGCCAGCAAUGGAGACCCCAACAUUGAUGUUCCGUCCACCUCCAAGGCCCAUUAUGGGCCAGAUAAUGUUCCACCAAAGCAGAAGACGGAAACAAACUAAACUUUUUUUUUCAGAUUCAAAGACCUAAGUGAAGAGCAUCUCCAAAGCUCUGAGCUGCUGUACUACUUCACAUUUUUACACAGUUAUACAUUAUGGAAGUAAUUAAUAAUAUGUUAUAUAUUUCUGGAUAUAAUGUAUUUACCGAUCAACUACAUUUUCAUGGACAUUUUCAUUGUUGCCAUGUUGCAUUCUUGUCCAAGAAAUAGAGUGUAAAGGUUAGACACAGUUAAAGACUAAUACUGUGUCAAUUUAACAGGAUUAAUUGUCAAUGAAAGCGCCCUUGCCAUUAAUGUUGUUUAAGUUCAAGUUAAUAUCUGUUUGAAUUCACUGUGCAAACCUUAUAAAUCUUCAGACUUCUGGCUGAAGUAAAAUACUGAAGCUAUAAAAGGUCUAAUGGUUUUGCUACAGGGAAUCCUUAAGUGGAUUACGUGCUUACUGGUAAACCAAUGUCAGGGUAUUUAAGCGGGCAUUCAGGUGUAUAGAAAAUCUGUUCCAUAGAUGACUCACCAGCUGAAGGUGGACAUGGUGGCUCACUUGAAGCACCAAGAAGGGGUGGGAGAAGAAAAUCGUCAGCUGCCGGCUCCCACCGCCGCUCCUUGGUUUCUUUUGUGUAUUGAGUCCUAUAGCUUGUGCAGGUCAGCCUCCAUAUCUCCUCAGGAGGUACAAUCAUACAUCAUGGAUAAGCUAAUAGUAGUUCUAACCAGGGUCUGGUCAGGCUUAGCCUCGUCCAUUAAGCCAGCCAUGAUUUAAUAAAAAAUUUUAAUCUCUCCUUCCUGGGUUAGGUGUAGGGUUAGGGUUAGGGUUAACUCUAACCCUACACCUAACCCAGGAAGGAGAGAUUAAAAAUUUUAAAUCAAACAAAAAAAAUAGCAAUAAAAUAACGUAAAAUAUUUUAAAAAAUACAAAAUAACUUAAUGGUGAGUACUGCAAUUACACACAUUGCUUUACAUGUCAUGCCAACAGUAUCAGAAUGUGACUGGAGGUACAGGUGGCACUGGAUUCACUGAGUCCCUAUUGUUUUUUUUUUGUUUUGUUUUUUUACCAGUUAGUUGCACAAGAAAGCUUGUAAAGGAACAUCAGAGGCAUGGCAAUGCAUGUGACUAUUUUUAUUCACCAAUUAGAAAUGUUAUAAUUUAUCUGGCCACUGCGAACAAAAGUGCAUUUUACAAAAUGAGAAUACUAUGAGAUACUAAACUAUGUUGCCUUUUGGGAAUGAUGGCAGAUAUUAAGAUGACAACAAUUAUUAGUAAUAAGUAAUAAACUCAAACCACUGGUAAAGAAGGCUUAAUUCACCACAUUGCUACAACCCACAAUGCAUGAUUUAUGGUAAAAUGUGUGGCCAUUGAAUAGGGGCUACAUUUUUUAGUCUGAACAAAUUACCUCUCACCGAGUAUGUGUGGAGAAAAAUUUAAUGUAACAUCAACAUUCACAACAUAGACAGAAUAAAUAUUCUCUUCAUCUAUCACAGAUGGUGAGAGUCACUAGACAAAAUGGGCUUCAGCUACAUAUACUAGCAUAUUUAGCUUCCUCGCCGACUUAGCUGCUACUGACAGAGACGUGAUGAACAGCCUGAAAAGUUGAGUGGCCUAUCAGUACUUUUACUGUAACUCCCAUGAUUCUUUAGGCUUUGUGUUUUUGUUUUAUCUGGGUCCUGUGUUCUGCUUCUUGUUGUUCAAGUUAUUUGAUCAUUGUUAAAUUGGGUGCUUUAAAUUUAGCUGUUUUCUUAGUGUUUAACCUCUUUUGUUUUGAUACUUCUGUUUCAUAAGCCAGGUUUGCUCCGCCCCUCUGUAUAUUCCCCUUACAGGUGCCAUUCUUUUUGUUGAUUAGACUCACCUGAUCCUGCUUUUCACCCAGCAGUAAUAAGUCAGUUUCUUUGCCAGAUUCUUCAAAUUUCCAUUUUUUAUCCACUUGUAGUGUCCAUUCCUGUUAUCCUGCUGCACCUAUUGUUCUCCUUUAUUAUUGAAAGUUUUCCGAAUUUUUUAAUCACUAAACUCUCCCUGUUUGGGUCGGAAUUUUUUCUUAUUAAAGGUGACAAUAACAAAACUUGUCUCUUUUUGUCAAAAGAGGUGGGCAAGAAACUAGUAAAAGUCGAAUCAGAUCAUCUGGCUCGGGUUCUCGUGUUAUUAUCUGAAGAAAUACAGACAUCAGGCUAAACAUGUUGGGGCCAGAGCAAUCUUGCUGCAACACAGCAGCGAUGUUGUGAAAA
Molecule: messenger RNA, 3748 nt
Organism: Fundulus heteroclitus (mummichog)
Lineage: Eukaryota; Metazoa; Chordata; Actinopteri; Cyprinodontiformes; Fundulidae
Product: photoreceptor outer segment membrane glycoprotein 2
Exons: 4
Coding region: 442-1542 (366 amino acids)
Biological process (GO): visual perception
Cellular component (GO): membrane
Source: RefSeq, a predicted model, not a curated record